CCCCCGGUUUCACAACCGCGGGCACCGGCCGCGCCGCGGGCGGCUCCGCCGAUGUUUCCGUGCCCGGGGCCGGGCGCAUGGCGCGGCCGCCGCCGCUCCCCGCCGCGCUGCUGCUCCUCGCCGCCGCCGCCGGCGCCGGGCAGCCCUGCGGCCCCGCGGGGCUGUCGCGGGACACGGUGCUGGGACGCCCAGGAGCGAACAUCACGUUGACCUGCCGGGACGAGGGGCCGGCGGCGAAUGUCACCGUGUCCUGGCAGGUGGAGGAGCAGGGGGCAGCGGCGGUGGGGGGCCGCAGGCGGCGGCUGGCGGAGGGCAACACGCUGCUCCUGGAGCGGCUGCGCUACGAGGACUCGGGGCGUUACAGCUGCUACGUGGGGGGUCACCCACUGCGUUCCCUGCGGCUGCUGGUGGAAGAGCCCCCCGAAACUCCCCGGGUCUCUUGCUACCGGCGGAGCCACGACAAAGACGUCCUGUGCGAGUGGCCGCUGCGGGCGAAGCCGUCCCCGGGGACACGGGCGAUGCUCUGGGUGAAGCGGAGGUUCGCGGCCGAGAACGCCACCGAGCAGCGGUGCCGAUACUUCUCCAAAGCGCGGAAGUUUGUUUGCCGGGUGAAGGUGCCACCCGGUGCCGAUGACACCAAACCCCUCGUGGUGUCCACGUGCGUCAACAACGGCGCGGGUGGCUCAGCUGGCGAGGACAGGAUCAUCACUCUCAGCAGUGUCCUGAAGCCCGACCCCCCCCUCAACGUGACAGUAGAGGCACUGGAGAAAGCUCCGCAGUGGCUGCGGGUCAACUGGUCCUACCCUUCGUCCUGGGACCCCCGCUUCUACUGGCUCCGCUUCCGGGUCCGCUACCGCCCCGAGCCUGCCCAGGCCUUCACGGAGGUGGACCAGGUGAUGACAACGUGGCUGGACAUCCGUGAUGCCUGGCGGGGGACGCGGCAUGUGGUGCAGGUGCGGGCGCAGGAGGAGUUCGGCCAUGGCGCGUGGAGCGAGUGGAGUCAGGAGGCGGUGGGCACCCCCUGGACAGACCCCAGGGACCUCACCUCUGAAAUGGGACCCUUCAGCUCACAGUUCCCCACGGAGGAUGGCACAUACGGGGUCACGCUGCCCCCUGAGCUCUUCGGGGAAGAUGCUGCUGAUGGUGCUGGUGGUACUGGCAGACAUGGCGCACAGAUGGGCAGCGGGGGGCCAAGCCGGAGGGCGAGGGGCAGCACAUGCUGGUGCCCCUGGCCCCCCCCAGCCCCCCACUCAGUGACACCCCCUUGCUCUUGUCCCCCAGCUCCCCAGUCCCUGGGGCUCUCCAUGUCACCAACUUGGACUAUUUCUUCUCAGGGCAGUAGCCAGGGGCUGGCCACACUGGCAAGUGCCUGCAGGUCAGGCAGGGGUCCCAGGGCUGGGAUGUGGUCCUGGGAGCAGCCCCCCACCCCCCUAUUCAGGAGUGCUGAAAGCUGCCCCCAGGCCCCUUGGCUGGGAGCAGCCUCUGAGGAGGGGAAUCAGUGCAAGCCCCAUGGAGAAGCAGCUGCGGGGCCCCCAAGAUGGGUCCCGGGGGGCAGCUCCAGGGCCAUGGCCAAGCUGGGGUGGCCAGGGGUGAAGGCACUGGAAGCACGGCCAUGCUGGAGCGUGGGAGCAGGGCUGGGCUCUGCCCGUGGGGCCAGGUUUGGGGGGGUCCCAUGGGGAAGGGCCUAGCCCCUGCAGUGCCGUGGGUGUUGGGGGAGGAGGGGGCCUGGCUGGAUCAGCUCUAUCCCUCUGCCCUGGUCCCCCGGGACUUAUUUUUAAAGCACGUGUUGGGGAAAUGUGGCAAAACAUGUCCCUUAAAUAAAUGCCUUGGAUUUGUAA
This is a messenger RNA of Phalacrocorax carbo (great cormorant), 1838 nucleotides long. Lineage: Eukaryota; Metazoa; Chordata; Aves; Suliformes; Phalacrocoracidae. The record is from RefSeq and is a predicted model, not a curated record.